This is a messenger RNA of Vicia faba (fava bean), 1911 nucleotides long. Lineage: Eukaryota; Viridiplantae; Streptophyta; Magnoliopsida; Fabales; Fabaceae. The record is from the annotation of a GenBank genome assembly.
AUGUCUACUUCACCUGCAAAAGCCACCUGGAACCCUGCAUUCCAUAAAGUAUUUGUCGGGUUAUGUCUGCGAGAAGUCUUGAAGAUGAACGAGCCUGGGGCGCGGCUUACCAAGGAGACUUGGUGCAGCAUCGUUGAAUCCUUUUAUGAAAAGACUGGCGUGACGUAUGACAAGAAGCAGUUUAAGAAUCACUAUGAUUCCACCAGGAAAUUAUGGAAGAUUUGGGAUAAGUUGACUCAUGAUAGUAGCAUGAAAUGGGAUUCGGAAACUUGUAAGUUUGAUGCUUCUGAGGAAGACUGGUGCGAUUAUAUAAAGGAAAAUCCAGAAGCUGCCCAGUUUCAGUCUAAGGAAAUCCUGUUUAAAGAUGAACUGGAUAUUAUCUUUGAUGCAGAAAUGCCUCCUGAGGAAAUUCGAAAUUCGAUACGUCUUAAGUGGCAGGAUAAUGCUAGAGCCACAUCUUUGCACGGAAAAGGGCGUGGGAGGAAGCGUAAGUGUGUUGUUAGGAAUUAUGAAUUAAAUACUUCUGCUAUUGUUAAUUCGACGCUAACUCCAAAAGCCAAUUGGACACCUGCAUACCAUAAAAUCUUUGUGGAUUUAUGUCUUGAUGAAACUUUGAAGGGGAACAAAGCUGGGUCACAUUUUACCAAGGUGGGUUGGAGGAAUAUUAUGGGAUACUUUUAUUCAAAGACAGGUGUGAGAUAUGACAAAAGACAAAUUAAGAAUCACUAUGACUCGACCAGAAAACAAUGGAAAAUCUGGGUUAAAUUGAUUGGUGACGAUAUCAUGAAAUGGGACCCAGAAACCACUAAGUUUGGUGCUUCAGAGAAAGAGUGGAUCGAUUAUCUUAAGGAAAAUCCAGAAGCUGCACAAUUCCGCUUUAAGGAAAUCCUGUUUCCAGAGAAAUUGGACAUCAUCUAUGGCGGCGACAGUAUACAAACCGGGGAAAUGCAACCAUCAUCUAGUAGUGAGAGACAUAAAGAUGAUUCAGGAACACCAACUCCUUUAUAUGGAAAGCGAGGGAAGAAAUAUAAGAGUGUUGAAAAGGAUUUUGACUUUAAGAGUGCUAUUUUGGUUAAUGCUACACCAAUCAGUGCAAUUGCAAGUGAGCAAAGCAUUUCGCGUUCAUCACAUCAUAAGGUCAAAGCCACAUGGACCCCUUCAUUGCAUAAGACCUUUAUUGAUCUAUGUCUGCAGGAGACAUUAAAUGGAAAUAAGCCUGGGACACAUUUUACUAAGGAAGGUUGGAGGAAUAUUAUGGAUUCAUUUCAUCUGAAAUCUGGUUUGAAUUAUGGCAGAUUACAGUUUAAGAAUCACUGGGAUUCUACAAAGGAACAAUGGAGAACUUGGUCUAAGCUUGUUUCCACUAGUUACAUGAAAUGGAAUCUGUCUAAGCAUACCUUUGAGGCCAGUGACGAAGAUUGGACUUGCUAUUUACAGGCAAACCCAGAAGCUUCCCAAUUUCGCUAUAAAGAACUACAAUUCCCCGACGCAUUGGAAACCAUCUUUAAUGGUACUACUGUUACAGGGGAGACUGAACCUGCUGUGCAACAGAAGAAAAGUGAUGACAGCGUUAAUACUUUGCCAUCACACACAAAAGGACCUGAUGUAACCAGCUCAGAUGAGAAGACUGAAUAUCUUUGUGAUGCUGUUGCAUCAAGGAAUGGUGUAAGUAUUCAAAAGAAUACCUUCACAAUUUCGUCCGCUGAAGGCAAACGUAGUUAUAGUAUUGGUGAAUGCAUUGAAUGUCUUGAUGGAAUGGAAGAUGUAGAGCAAGGAAGUGACCUGUAUUUGUUUGCUCUAGACGUGUUCCUUAGGCAGGAACAUAGGGAAAUUUUUCUCCAAUUGAAAAAGCCUAAUCUGAGAAUCUCAUGGUUGCAGCGACUUCAGUCGGUUGGUCGGUCUUCACUCUAG